Eurytemora carolleeae is the source of this 1692-nucleotide messenger RNA. RefSeq names its product insulin. The coding region runs from base 65 to 511 and encodes 148 amino acids. Gene Ontology annotation, molecular function: hormone activity. Gene Ontology annotation, cellular component: extracellular region. The transcript is spliced from 7 exons. Lineage: Eukaryota; Metazoa; Arthropoda; Copepoda; Calanoida; Temoridae. The record is from RefSeq and is a predicted model, not a curated record.
AAAAGAGAAAUAUUUCUUCUUCUUCUUACCAUUCUUCACUUGGACAUCAUACAAGGUUUGAAAGAUGCUCGUCGCCUGUUUUGCCGUUUUCCUCGUCAUAGCAAAUCCAGCAACUUGCUUCCAUUUAAGCGAAGAUUUGGUCGAAACCGGUUUACCCCAGACUGGUGCUGCGCUGCUUGGAGGAAACUUUAGAACCAGUUUUUAUCCUGCAGGGAUACAGAAGAGACAAAGUCGGAUGAGGAUGUGUGGUGAUAACCUAAUGGUGAUGCUCUACCUAGCCUGUGGAACUCAAAUAUCACAACGCUGGGCCGGAAUUAUAGAGCAUCUAAACCAGUUUGAUGGAAUUGUGCAGAAGAGAGGAAGGAACAUGAACAAGAGGAGCUUAGAUGAUUCGACCUGGAAUGAAGCAAGGGCCCAGCUAGCAGAGUAUGGAGAUAAAGGACGAAUGGGAUUGGCUGAAAGUUGCUGCCGAAACUCCUGUAGUAUUGGAGAAAUAAGAGGAUUCUGCUAAUAUAAUCAAAUCUAAUAUUUUCAACUGCCGAGGUGGAAGCGUGCUGGAUAAUAUACAGUUGUCGUCGUAUAUAUCAAUACAAUGAAGACUACUUUAGAUUUCAAUUUUGAUUAUUACCAAGCUUUCAAAUUCAAAUGGAUUACAAAUAAACGUGGAAACAAAGAGAAGAUGUAAAUACCAGAUUCUCUUUUGUUUCAAUGUCGACUUGUAAUUUGAAAACUGUUUGUUAUAAAUCAAAACUUAAAUAGAAAAAUUGUCUUCAUUGUAUUGAUAUAUACACCGACCAUUUUUUAUGGGGUUUACAAAUAACAUCAUUGCUAUCAAUACUUUGAUAAUUUGUUUUAAGUAUUUAAAAUGAUAAGAUUCUGUGAAAUCUGAAAAUUGACAAACAUACUAGGAAAGAUUUCAGAAGACUUUUUACCUCUAUUUAAUUUCUUUUGUUUUGGUGAAAACUUACUUUGUAUUUUAAUAUCAUAUUAUUUAUUAUUCAUUUUAGAAAAUAUUGAUUUCUGUAAAUGACAGUCUUCUAAAGAUGUACAUUAAUAUUUUUAUGUACAACUAGUGUACACUACACUAAUGGGCAGUAUUUUCUACAAGAAAUCAAUGAGAAAAUAUUUUAUAAUUUGGCUUGCAAGACUUCUAAUGAAGAUAAACAAUCACAGAAAUUUUUUGCAGUUUCUUUGCAAUCAAAAAUAAUUAUUAUUAACAAAUUGUCUUUUAUUUUAUGCAGGUUUAGUAAGCUCAAAACUGUCAUUUAAGUGCAGCAUCUCCAAAAAAAAAAUGUUUUCAUUUCAUGAAAAGAACAGAAUCCAGUAAGAAUUUUACGAUAACCGCUUCUAGCAAAGACGAUCCAGUAAGGCAGCUGAAAAAGAGGAAAUUAGGUGAACUUGCGUUUAUAAUGUUGUGCGGCUUUCUUUAGUGUAGUGUGCGCACACUAUAUCUUCAUUUGUAAUACAUACAUUCUUAACUAAAUAUCUUGAUGUUUCAAUGAUAAUGCAUUCUGAAUACUUUCCAGGCUUUUGUAGCCAGAAAAAAAACACUCUUUCCCAGCAUGCUUUCAUAUGAUGAUAAAGUUUUAGUUUGAGGCUGAGCAUUGAAUUAGACAAUUCUUGUAACUUUGUGAUAGUUCUCUUAGAUUUAAGGAGAUUUGACAGAUGAAAUAAAUAAAUGUGCACAACCAU